CUCUGUUGUUCAAGAUCCUCACCUCCUUCGGACCAUGACCCCUGAGAACAUGUGCCAUGUAAUUCCCCCAUCUCGCCUGGAGCAUCCUCCGCCACCACCACCACCACCUCCUCCUCCCCCCCACCUGCAAGCCGUGCCCCCUCCUUCCCACCCGCAUUACCCUGGCCUGCAGCGGGACCUGUACAUGAAGACUGAACCCCUGAUGCCACCCUAUGGCAUGGGGCAGGGCAUAGCACCAGCUGACCUCCACCACACCCAGCAGUCGCAGAUGCUGCACCAGCUUCUCCAGCAGCAUGGAGCAGACCUCCCGGUGCACCCAGCCAAGAAAAGGAAGCACUCCGAGUCACCCCCAAGCACCCUUAGUGCACAGAUGCUCAACGGGCUGAUAAAGCAGGAGCCAGGCAUGGGGUCUGUGCCACUCAACCCCGAAAGAGUUCCCACCCCUCCUUGGCACCAGCCAGGACCUCUCUCUCCAGGCCUGAUUCAGGAUAAUGACAGCUUGAAUGGCUCCUACCUAGACCCCAACUACCAGUCUAUAAAGUGGCAGCCACAUCAGCAAAACAAGUGGGCAACUCUUUAUGAUGCCAACUAUAAAGAACUGCCCAUGCUCACUUACCGCGUGGAUGCUGACAAAGGAUUCAACUUCUCUGUGGGCGACGAUGCCUUUGUGUGCCAGAAGAAGAAUCAUUUCCAGGUCACAGUCUACAUUGGCAUGCUUGGAGAUCCCAAGUAUGUGAAGACCCCCGAGGGCCUGAAACCCUUAGAGUGCUUCUACCUGAAGCUGCACGGAGUGAAGCUAGAGGCCCUGAACCAGUCCAUCAACAUUGAGCAGUCACAGUCUGACCGCAGCAAACGGCCCUUCAACCCUGUCACGGUCAACCUUCCCCCAGAGCAGGUCACUAAGGUCACUGUGGGGCGGCUGCACUUCAGCGAGACCACGGCUAACAACAUGAGGAAGAAAGGAAAACCCAACCCAGACCAGAGGUAUUUCAUGCUUGUGGUAGCCCUGCAGGCACAUGCACAGAACCAGAACUACACACUUGCAGCCCACAUCUCUGAGCGCAUCAUUGUCCGAGCCUCCAACCCUGGCCAGUUUGAGAGUGACAGCGAUGUGCUCUGGCAGCGGGCUCAGCUCCCUGAUACUGUGUUCCACCACGGUCGGGUGGGCAUCAACACGGACCGCCCUGAUGAAGCCCUCGUGGUCCAUGGCAAUGUGAAGGUGAUGGGUUCCCUGAUGCAUCCAUCAGAUGUCCGAGUGAAGGAGGACAUUCAGGAGGUGGACACCACAGAGCAGCUGAAGAGGAUCUCACGGAUGCGGCUGGUGCACUACAACUACACACCUGAGUUUGCAGCUACGGUGGGCAUUGACAACACCUCAGAGACAGGUGUCAUUGCUCAAGAAGUGAAGGAGAUCCUCCCUGAAGCAGUGAAGGACACUGGGAACCUGGUCUUUUCCAAUGGGAAGACCCUGGAGAACUUCCUGGUGGUGAACAAGGAGCGCAUCUUCAUGGAGAACGUGGGAGCUGUGAAGGAGCUGUGCAAGCUGACGGACAACCUAGAGACCCGCAUCGAUGAGCUGGAGAGAUGGAGCCACAAGUUGGCCAAGCUCAAACGCCUUGACAGCAUGAAGUCAACUGUGAGCUCUGGGGCAUUCAGCCAAACGGGAAGCCAGUUCAGCCGUGCAGGAAGCAUGCCCCACAAAAAGAGGCCUCACAAAAUAGCCAGCAAGUCGCCGUCGGUUGUCCCGGAGCAGGCCUGCAUCAGUCAGCGCUUCCUGCAAGGCACCAUCAUUGCUUUGGUGAUCAUCAUGGCCUUCAGUGUGGUAUCCAUGUCCACGCUCUACGUGCUGAGCUUGCGUAGCGAGGAGGACCUUGUGGAUAUUGAAGGGUCAAGCCAGAAUAUCGACAAAACACAGAUGGUGCGAUCUACAGCUGCAUCAGACAGAGCCAGCAGCAGGACCCCAACACACCACGUCACAUCAAACGUGCUUGACUUACUCGAUGCUUUACCUGGUCACAGUGUGCUAGCCUGCUUCAACCCACCGUGUUUCUCCACUUGCUGCUCUGCUGCUCCCACCAACGCCUCAUCUGUUGCCCUCUCUGAGGCCAGCCCUACUCAUGUCACCAAUCAGACAGACCAAAGUCAGACCUCACUGCAGCCAGUGACAAAUAUCAAAGCCAAAUCCAGGGGUAUCACCAGGAAGACAACCUCCUACACCAAGUGGCCAAAGACGCCUGACAGCAACUCCCCACUGGGGCAGGCCCGGCCGCAGCGCAGCAUCAGGCAGCUGGUGAGCGAGUGGCCCCACACACAGGACUCAAGCACAGAUGGGCCAAGCCCAGUCCUGCGUUCCAUCCGGAUCCUGGAGAUUGAUAUGGCCAUCCAGUCCCAGUUCUGUGCAGCCAGCAAUGCAUGCAGGACUGGAAACUUCACCUACCGCAUCCCCAUCAGCCAGCUGACAGCAGUGAACACCAACCUGACCCUGGAGAUGAACUCAUCCUCUGUGCUGUCCAUCUCCCUUUGUGGUCUUGUCUCCAGUGACCCUUGCCAGGAUGUUGCAAGCACAGAUGGCUUCAGUGAUGGUACAGACACACAGGAAACGACGCACCGUUGGCCUCUUGUGAUGCUGUCUUUCAGGGAGUUCACCUACCACUUCAGGGUGGCACAGACUGGCCGAGCCAACUGCAGCACUACUCCUGAACAGAUGGGACACCUUUUUACUGACUAUUAUUUUCAGUUUUACUGGCUCUGUGAGUGAGUCCUGGCAGCACCAGUGCCCUUUGGUUGGAGAGAGGAGGGGGACUGGUGACACUGGGGAACCUCCUGUACACCCUCCUCCGCUGACCCCCAGCCCCACCUCAGCCCCAUCACCCUCCUUGGGGGGUGGAGAUGGUUCGGUUGUGGCUGGCAGUGCUGAUACCGAAGUACAGCACACACAGAACACAGGACCUAAGCCACAGAAACACAACCAGCCCUGUGCCAUCUCCUGGGCUCACCUAGCACCAACACUGUCCCAGACAGCCCUCCUUCUCUUCUGGGGAUGCUUGUAUCCCCCUGCUCCUGCUACACUGGAUUUGAAAGCAUUACACUGGAUGGAACAUGGAUGGAUCUGCCACAUCCCAGAGCAUGGAACUUGCCCAGCUGUGCCACGUCAGUUCUCCACAACACUGGAAUUGCUCAACACUGGAGCCCUUUCCAAGAGGGAAAAGCUGGAGUUUCACCUGGAAAGGAAAGGCUGUGCCUGGACAUACUGAAAGUUGUACACUGGAGUUGCUGUUCCUUCCAGUUGGACCUGCAGCCCCAACUGGACCACUGGAGAUCCCAGGAUCUCUGUUCUGCACAGAAGGUGCAGCUUCCACAUUUGCCCCCCUCCUCACUGUGCUGUCACUAUAUCCAGGUCAGGAUGGAUAAACUCAAGAACCCACUAAAGAUGCUGCUCAGGCUGUGCUCAGGCCAAACUACACGUGGGGACACUUAACCAUCAGCCCCUGGGAGGAAAACUACCCCAAGCCACUUGUGUUAAGUGUUGAUUAAACACUGUAGGACCCGUUUUCUUCACUUGCCAGUGGCCACUUGUGGUGUACACAGAGCUGCCCAGUUGACUCUGAAGAAAAAGAUGACUGGCCAAGCCCAGUGUGCCCUGCAGAGCAAAGCUGGGCUGCUGGGGAUGUGUGGUGUGGUUUCACUGCACAAGCAGCGGGGAAAAGAGCAAUAACAGUGAGUUCUCACUGUCUCUGCUCUCAGAACGCAGUUAUGUUGAGUGUACUCUGGGUAUUUUACUGUUACAAGUUCUUAACUUGCUAAACUACUGAAUUUCUUUUUUUAAGCCACAUAAAAAUGGGUCUCUUAAUUCUGUCCUGGUUGAGCUCUGUGCACCUUGCAUAGGAAACCGAAGGGGGGCACUGCUAAGCUCCAUGUUAAAGCCUGAUUGCUGCAGCAGUACUGGGAUAUCAGCUCCUAGUGUUCCCAUGCCCUCUUCCCUGUCCUGCUCCAGCUAAAAGAGACCUCUGUGCUCCUGGAGGCUGAACCACCAGCUCCAGAAAAUGGAGACUCAUUUUCCUAAGGAAGCAGCACUGGGGAAUGGCAGCGAGGGGGGACACUCCAGUCCUGAAGGAAACCCUAAAGCUGAUUAAGAGAAGAGCACACCUCUUGGGAAACACCAUCAGGAUCUGGCUGCUGCACUACAUUCUGUCAGUGGAGAUGGAUGCAGUGAUCCCUUUGCCAGUUGCAGGCCAUGCUGUUUCCAUCACCGAGGAGCACAGGGCAGGAGCAGCUCUCUACCACCAGCAGCAGGCUCUUCUGGCUCUGGAGAAAUGAGCCGCAGAGAUGUUUUACCUGAUAGAUGGUUCCUACAUGCACCACUUCUGUUACAGAGUUCCCUUCUGAGGCUGUCCCAGCAGAGCAGCCCCAGCCUUGCAACUCCUUGCAGCAUCACUGGGAUUUUGUAUGGCUGCCCUUCCAGGACCUUGCCCUUCCCUUUAUUUGCAGUGCAGUUCCAAGGUCAGAUCUCUAUUCCAAUGCUGUGCCCAUGGGCAGCAGUGAAUGAUAUGGGUGAUGCUCUCCAGCGAGCACGAUGCACUGAAGUCUGGGCAGCCAGGAACCAGAGGGUGAGCAGGGAAUGCCAGGCAGCCACAAAGGAAUGAAGUUUAGGGAGAUCUUGAGGGAGCUCAGAGGGAGAGCAAGAGGCACGGGAGUACAGACACACAAACGGAUCAGCUCUGUGCUCAGCAAGAUUUUCUGCUUCUGCAAGGAAACCCUCUGGUGGAGCUCUCAGAGAGGAUGCUCAGCACUCUUCUUUCCACCUGUCCUAUGCGUUUUGCUCAGCCUUAAACUGAAUAAGUUACUUUCUUGGCAGCUUUUACUCUCCACUUGGCAAUCAUUGGCUCAGCCAAUCCUCAUCCUGGCGAGUGAUGCCCUGUGCUCUGCCAGCUCUGCUCAGCUGAGAGGCAGUCUUCUCAGAUCCUACUGCCAUUUCUCCUACUUGCCCAUGCUCUCUUUUAGCCCCCACACAGAGGUAAUAGGUAGUGCCGUGACGGUUGGAGCCGACAGUGCUGCCUGCAAUCACUGCCACCAAUCCACCCUUGCCAACGGAGCCCAGAGCCACACAUGUGUCUCCCCGGCUGCAGGCAGGGAGGGAGAAAGCAAUCAGCCACUGGUCACAUGCCAGCCCAAGAGGAGAUGGGGGUCUCUCAGGUGUCCCUGUGAUGCUCACCCAUUGGGUUACGAUGGCCUCAGCAAACCAAGUGCCUAAUGGCUAUGGGAACAUCUCUAGUGCCUUGUUUUGCCAACAGGGUUCCCUACGCCUGUGUGUCUCAAAAACAGCAGUUCUGUUAGCUUGAGAAACAAGAUAAGUCAAUACCGAAAGUGCAACAGGUGAUGCUGCCCCUGCAUAGCUGUUUUACAGCAGGAAAACGGGGCUGAGAGCAAUCCAUGGUAUCAGGGGAGAGAUUCAGAACAUCAUCUUCAGCAUCUUAUGUUGCAGUAAUUUGUCUUAAUGUACAUCACAAAUCACACAUCUGUUCCACCAGCAGUCAAGCAGGAAUGAGCUCAAAAGGGUUGUGUAACAAAAAAAAAGUCAACAAGAUUGCUUCUCAGCCCACGGAAACAGCCAUUUGCACAGACCACCCCUGGGAGGCUCUCUGCCCUACCCAUACAUACCCACUGCUGUGUUCCCCAUCCCCAAUCAGUAACCAGAGAGUUCACAAUCAGGCCUUUACCUGCAUGAGACGGAGGGAGCUCUGAGUCAAUGUCUCUAGCCCUGCAGCUUGGGGAAACCCUUCAGCUGGAAACAGGAGCUUCAUCUCUCUAGACAUUCUUGGCAGAAAGGAAGACAAGCAUGGAAAUGAGGCCACUUGCCAAAGUUUGGCUGUUUCGGAGUUUGUUUCAAAAGCAAAUUCACAAACUGGUCCUACUGUCAAGAGCUUAAAGCCUGUAAAUAGAGACUAUACCACCACCACAAGAAUUAAGAAAAAAAAAA
Meleagris gallopavo (turkey) is the source of this 5977-nucleotide messenger RNA. Lineage: Eukaryota; Metazoa; Chordata; Aves; Galliformes; Phasianidae. The record is from RefSeq and is a predicted model, not a curated record.